Exaiptasia diaphana is the source of this 736-nucleotide messenger RNA. Its product is annotated as cysteine and glycine-rich protein 1. The record is from RefSeq and is a predicted model, not a curated record. Gene Ontology annotation, molecular function: actinin binding; structural constituent of muscle. Lineage: Eukaryota; Metazoa; Cnidaria; Anthozoa; Actiniaria; Aiptasiidae. The transcript is spliced from 4 exons. The coding region runs from base 33 to 587 and encodes 184 amino acids. Gene Ontology annotation, cellular component: Z disc; cytoplasm; nucleus. Gene Ontology annotation, biological process: muscle tissue development; sarcomere organization.
AUGUUUUAUUCACCAAUUCCAUUCCAGUYAAAAUGUCUGAUGACGAGCAACAGGAAGUGUCAGCYACUCCCGACUAUGGYGAGUCUGACCAAGUAGCCAAGCCYCAAGGAGACCGCUGUCCAAGGUGUGGGGACAGGGCGUAUCAUGCCGAAUCCAUCGCCAUGGAAGGAAUGAAAUUUCACAAGAGAUGUUUUUCAUGCAGACGAUGCAAGAAAAAGCUAGACAGCACCAAUGCUUGCUCUCACGAGAGAGAGGUCUACUGCAAAGGCUGCCACACAGUAGAAUUUGGAAUCAAAGGGUACGGUUAUGGCUUGGGUGCAGGUGCCCUGACAAGGACGCAACCAAUCAUGGCCGAUCGUUGUCCUCGCUGUAAUGACAGAGCAUAUCAUGCCGAAUCUGUACAAGCUGCUGGCAAGAAUUGGCAUAAAAGGUGCUUCUCUUGCAAAGACUGCAAUAAAAAGCUUGACAGCACAACUUGCGCUAAUCAUGAAGACGAAAUAUACUGUAAGACCUGCCAUGGGAAAAACUUUGGACCGAAAGGUUAUGGCUUUGGUGGCGGCGCUGGUGCACUGACAAGAACYCAAUAGAAGCUUAUGGUUAAAAGAUAGAAGAAUUYAACAAUUCUUGCAGCCGAUUGAUUUAUAAACAAAAAUUUGUAGAAAAUACAUUUUAUUUACAAAUUGUAGACUCGCGCGUUACCAAAAGUUUCCGAAUAAAGUACUUUAGUUUAAACUAC